AUGAUGGGUGUUCGACACGUGUACGUCCUGCUCGCCACGAUCGUCGCGUCGACGCUCGCGACCGCCCAAGCCCAAGUCUCAGGCGAUUGUGGAGGCGGUAAGAACGGCAACAGACCGAGCAACAACUGCGCGGUCAACAGGCCGUAUUCUUCGUAUGGGGAUGAGACUUACUGGGACAACUGCGCCAACCCGUACUACUGCUACUACAAUUCGGCUCCAAAGUAUGGAUCGACUGGUCCGUACGGCUUCAGCGGAUGGAAUCCGUGCUCCAACGUCGUGGGAGCUUACAGUCAGGGUCAGUGUAGGGACUGCGUCGGGUCUUUCGGGUCGUGGGGCUCGUGCAGCUCGACCCAGUGCGGGGUGUACGGCACGAGGACGAGGAAGUACACGCAGACCACCACACGCAGCGGAAGGGGCGCGGUGGAGUGCCCGUAUUCGCACAACCACGUCGAGUCGGAGUCGUGUUAUCCGGGGCACUGUCCGCCUCCUCCGCCGUCUCCGUCUCCUCCGCCGCCGUCUCCGCCGUCUCCGCCUCCGGCUCAACCCGACGUGCACUUGUACUCGCAGAGAGAGGAGAAGCCGUGCGACGGCGACGAGUACUGCUGCGCCGAGACGACGUGGAAUAAGAUGGGAAAAUUCGGCUUCGAGUCCGGGUGCUCGAGAACGGUGCGCGCGGAACGGUUCGUGGUGAACGCCGAGCCGAAGAGCGUGCAGCACACAUCGCAACCCGUCGUCUCGAGCAACGUCACGGGUCUGCGGGAGGAUUCCACCUACGCCGUGGAGGUGUACGCUUUCCAGUCUGGCAACGAGACGGCCGCGACGGCGAAUGUUUCAUUCACGGCGGAUGGCGCGACGCAUCAGUUCGCGUCGUGCGACGUCUCGACCGUCGCGUCGGACGCGUGCGCGUUCCGCCGAUGCGGGACGUUCGACCUGACCCUCGCCGCGGGAUCUGGUGAAGGAGUGCGACUGCGAGUUUGCCAGCGACGACGGGGCGAAUUCCGGGUGCUUCGCGAGGACGCCGGACUACGAAACUCACUCGCACGACGCCCACGUCGACGCGGUGAAGCACGUCGUCGCCGGUUACAAGCUCGUGUUCGUGCCGAAGAACUGGGAGGCGGACGAACGGGAGUCGCUGCGAUCGCGGGGGGCGCACGGGUGGAGGCUGUCUAA
Micromonas commoda is the source of this 1170-nucleotide messenger RNA. RefSeq lists its product with no specific name. Lineage: Eukaryota; Viridiplantae; Chlorophyta; Mamiellophyceae; Mamiellales; Mamiellaceae. The record is from RefSeq and is a predicted model, not a curated record. Bases 1 to 1170 code for a protein of 389 amino acids. The transcript has 2 exons.